AAAGCUCAAUCAAGUAGUUUUCCAUGGCUGAUUUAGAUCGCUCUUCAGAUGAUACCUCCAUGGAUUCUCGAGAGGAAAGCAGUCAAUUAGAUUCAAAGCUGGAAUUCUCAGAAGAUGAGGAAACAUUAAUUGCCCGAAUGUAUAAUCUGCUUGGGGAGAGGUGGUCUCUAAUUGCUGGGAGAAUUCCAGGAAGAACAGCAGAGGAGAUUGAAAAGUAUUGGACCUCGAGAUACUCCACAGGUAGUGAAUGAAGCAAACUUGGUUGCAAGUUUAGCGAUUUUUGGGGGGAAUUGCUUGUAUCA
This is a messenger RNA of Telopea speciosissima, 302 nucleotides long. Its product is annotated as MYB-like transcription factor ETC1. Gene Ontology annotation, molecular function: transcription cis-regulatory region binding. Gene Ontology annotation, cellular component: nucleus. The record is from RefSeq and is a predicted model, not a curated record. Gene Ontology annotation, biological process: cell differentiation. The transcript has 6 exons. The coding region runs from base 24 to 251 and encodes 75 amino acids. Lineage: Eukaryota; Viridiplantae; Streptophyta; Magnoliopsida; Proteales; Proteaceae.